AUGAAAGUUUUAGCAGUACUAUGGACGGUCUAUUUGAUAAGGUUAUGCAGUGCAGGAUGUCUUGGAAAGAGUAAGACCAAAGAUGACGAUAAUGGAGCUUAUGGUGGAUCUACGGAGAAUCUCAGAGCAGUUCCACCUCAACAGCCUGUAGAGUCUCCUAGUAAAGAACCUCAGGUUCCUCAGUCGGCUUCUGAAUCUAAUGCACAAGGUGUUUCACAAGAUCCACUUGCUAACUCUGCCCAAGAGGCACAAAAAUCUGCAGCUGUUACGAAGGGUCCAGUAGUUCAGCAGGGAGGAGCACAGGUGAAAGCAGUUCAACCUGUUCCACAGGGUCAAGUUCCUAAACAAGCUCCACAGCCCGCUACUCAACUUCCACAAGCUCAACAAGGUAAUCAACAACCUGUUGAACAGCAAAAACAGGUGGAUUCACAGGGACAAGGUGUUUCGCAGGAUCAACCCGCUGAACCGAAAGGUACACCAAAACCGGCUGAAGUUAAGGAGGAACAACAGCCGACUGCAAACCUCCAGGGAGGUGUCAAGAAAGAGCAAGAUGGCAAACAAACUCAACCACAAGAACGGCAGCCACCAACUGAUGAACCUGUUAAUCGAGGCAGCGGAUUUACUGGAGCCCAAUUCAACUCUCCUACUGCUGGCCAGAAUAACUCAACACCAAUGCAACUUGCAACUGGAACGUCUGGAGAAUCAACAGAGAGUACCAAUACCUCACCUUCUUCGGAGACUCCAACAGGCAAAGGUGUAAAACUUGAUGUUGCAUCUUCAAGUACAUCGCAAACUGGCCAGUCUGGAAACUCACAGACUAACACAACAGACUACAAGGAACAUGUUCCCAAACAAAAUGACUUUUUCGACGAGGUGGUUGAUGGUGGAGCUACUCUAUGGAAGGCCACUGGAAACGAAAAAUGCGUAAAGGUGAUACUUGAUGCAAGUUUAGGAAAGCCUACUCUCUUCCUACAAAUCGACGUUGGCGCCAAGUACGAGUUCAAGACCUUUGAGAAGGAAGACAAUAGGUGGAAACUCAAGGAAGGCUCACAGACAACACCUCAAACGAAUAAAAAUUCAGAACCAGAUAAAGAACAAGGUCAACAACCAAAACCAGAGACUCAUAAUCUUGGAGCUAAGCCAGCUACCCGAAGCGGAGCUGGAGAUCCUGAAUCAGGAACAAAUUCAGAUGAUAACUGA
This is a messenger RNA of Theileria equi strain WA, 1200 nucleotides long. Its product is annotated as signal peptide-containing protein. The record is from RefSeq and is a predicted model, not a curated record. The transcript has a single exon. The coding region runs from base 1 to 1200 and encodes 399 amino acids. Lineage: Eukaryota; Apicomplexa; Aconoidasida; Piroplasmida; Theileriidae.